AUGCCAAAAUCGUCCUUUUACCUUUUUAAAUGCAUAGAAUCCUAUAUCCUGUAUCUAUUUAUUGUUUGCUUGCCUGUUUUUGUACCGUCCUACUGCCUUAUCAUUGGCGAAAAUCGUACAUAUCUCCAACAAGACGAAAUACUGUGUGGAGACUUUGACGUCCGUCGACCCUCAGCUCUGUCACGCAUCAAGUCAUGCACUGUUAUCGAAGGAAAUCUCCUAAUUGUUAUGACGAAGCUUCCCGUGAAUGCCUCAAUACCAAAUCUCAGGGAAAUAACAGGAUUUCUUGUGAUUUACGACCUUACAGGGUUGGAUGGGCUGGCUACUCUUUUCCCCAACCUAACUGUCAUUCGUGGACGAUCAUUGAUAUCCAACUUCGCCCUUGUCAUUCGCAGUACUUCCUUGAAGACAAUUGGACUGCCAUCACUCCGCGUCAUUCAGCGUGGUGGAGUGCGUGUUGAUCUGAAUACGAACCUCUGCUAUGUACGAACUGUGAAUUGGUCCUACAUUCUGGGAAAUCAGACAGCGGCGGCUGCUCCCAUUCGUUUAUUAACAAACCGCCUUAUAUGUCCAGACACAUGUUCGCCUGAGUGUGUGGCCUCCACACCAGAAUCAAGGAGUUUAACCGAGUUAAAGGGCACUUCUCAUGAAAAAGAUGCCAAGCUGGGUCACUGCUGGUCGUCGUCUUUCUGUCAAUCCAUCUGCUCUUCAAACUGCACGAACCGUGGGCUCGCAUGCCGAAUGGACAACACGCAUCUCUGUUGCCAUGACGAGUGCCUUGCUGGCUGUUACGGCCCUGGUCCAGGGGCAUGUGUAGCCUGCAAGGGGGCUCUACAUCGUGGAAUUUGCGUCUCUCAAUGCCCUCCGACCACUUACCUCUUCCAUGGGCGUCGGUGCGUGACCGCUGCGGAGUGUUUCCAUAUGAGCAGUACCUACCGUUUCCCCCAUGUUACUGGUAGCAGCGGAAGCAGUGUUGCCGGCUCCGGCGUUUCGGUGACAAUCAACGCUACUGGACCCGGAGCCACCACCACUGUUCGUCAGUUCGCUAUCCAUCAAGGUCGGUGUGUUCCUGAUUGUCCCUCAGGUCAUCAGCGCGAUGAAGGCAGUGGGGAAUGUAUGCCGUGUGGCGACACGUGCCCGCGAAUUCGAUGCCAUCAUAUGCUAAUAAACAGUCUAAAGUCACUGUCAAAACUGAAGGACUGCUACUCUGUUACUGACCUCUACAUCUCGAUUCAUGAGGGCGACACAGCUCUGAUCCAGCAGCAGUUCGAUGAGGCUUUUUCAAGUCUGCGGGAGGUUGAAAGUAUCAAGGUUGUUCGAGCGACGGCUCUCACUUCUCUUGCUUUCCUUCGCCACGUCAAGCGCAUCAAUACCACCCCCGACUCCUCGCCCAACGUGACAGUAAUGGAGAUAAGAGGCAAUGACAAUCUGCUCGAACUGUGGCCUCCGCCGGCGGAGAACGGGACAGGCGGACUCCAAAUUGUGUCGGAGGGGCUUGUGCAUUUCAUCCUUAAUCGCUAUCUCUGUCCCAAGAAGAUUACUGACUUGGUGAGGACGGGCGCUCUGGUGCUACCUGGUGGACGCAACUUUCGUACUGAGGAGCUUGAACUCGCUGAGGCUACCAAUGGCAAACUCGGCUUCUGCGAAACUACACAAAUCUCGCUUGAGUUAAAGGAUGUCUUCUCCUCAACUGCUGUCAUCCAAUGGCCACGUUUCUUUGACAACCGCCCAGCCGGUCAAACCGCUUCCACUCUGGUGUUGGUAUUCUUCCAAGCUACAACAAAAAAUUUGACCGUCUAUUCGAAUCGGCUCUCCUGUGGCGAUGAUUCAUGGAAGAUGAUUCCUUCGAUUUGCAACACCUCUGUAGUACGUAAAAUGGAGGGCGAAAGUGUUGCCUUUUGCAACAAAGUACUCACUGGCCUCCAACCAGCUACUCGCUAUGCCGUCUAUGUUGAAUCCAAAACUCUUUUCAGUCAGCGUGGGGCAAUUAGCAACAUUGUCUACUUCACCACAAACCCUAGUAACCCAUCAUAUCCACGUUUGGAGAGAUUGCAGGCGUUAAACAAUUCAAGAAUUUCUGUCAAGUGGUCACCGCCUCAGUACAACAAUGGUCCCUUGGCGGUGUAUCUUCUCUGGUUCCGUGCUAUUCACAUCGACCCUGGACCCUAUCUUCACCGCGACUUCUGCUUUUCGACACCUGAUUGGCUUUCUACCGCGAUCACGCCAUCCUACCAUGUUGGGACGUCUCGUUUAACAGGAAUCUACUGGUCACAUGCUAAGUUUUACCCCAAUCUCUGCUCAGACCCACGCUGCAGUUUUUCCGCCUUCCACGAAAGUCUAUGGAUGGUUGACGCGUACGAUAACCCUCUCCCAAUAGUCUUCGGCAAUCGUCUUUCGCGAGUCUUACAAGAUGGUGAAGUGGGGUUGUUUGUGCUGAACGUGGAUGAGGAGGGUCAAAUCCGCAGUGACGGCAUUAACGUUGUCGCUCAAACGGGGAAAAAGUCUUUGACCAGCACUCUUUCUCAUCUUCGGAGCUUCUCGCAAUACGUUGUUGAAUUACAAGCCUGCCAGAGACCAAGCGACAAUUCCGAUUAUCCUUGGGCUGAUUUGCUUAAACCCGAAUCGGGUGUGGAGAUAGAGCUGACGGAUAAGUGGAAAAACUAUUUAUUGCGGUAUUGCAGUCACAAAGUCUUCAAGACUGAAAGAACGCUUCCUGCUGCUGGAGCGGACAAUGUAAACUUCGAAAGCAUCAGAUCGGAGCAGGAUGCUGCUGGAACGGUCCAUGUGUCAUGGGCAGAGCCGACAAACCCUAAUGGUGUCAUUCUCUACUACGUGCUCCGCUACAGACGAGCAGAACAAACUCCCAUGCCGAAAACUAGCACCACCAAAGUUUCUAUUACACAGCAAAAUAAGUCAGAGUCUGAAAAGCUUGCUCCGGAAAUAGAGUCGUCAUCAGGCUCGACAGUCUGGUCGACGCUGUGUGUCACACGAGCCAGCUGGCAAUCGGCAGGCUCUCCGGGAAACGGAGCAGGUGUUGGGGAAACUGGAGGGUUGCUGGGUGGAAGAGGAGGAAUGUCAAGCGGAAGCAGAACUAAACGCCAUGUGCGUUCUCCCAUCACAACUUCUGACGACUCUCGUAUCUUCCCCGGCGGAAACCUCUCAACAAUGACCUCACCCUCACAACAGCCAAAUUUGAGCCUUGGCGGAGCCGAACUUCUCAAUCUUCUGCCCGGCUUCUACGAGCUGCAGAUCAUGGCGGUUUCACUGGCGGGCAAUAGCUCAUGGACACCACCAUUACUGUUUGAAGUCACCACCUCUCCUAUUGAUACGAUAAUAACGGUGACUGCAAUAUGUGUCUCAGUGGUGUCCGUGGUCUUGGCUCUGAUCGUCGCCUGCAUAAUUCAUCGUAUUCGGAAGAAGCGUUUGAUGGACAGUGAGUGGAAUUCGCCCAACCCGGAGUAUUGGCAUGUAUACGAGGUGGACGAUUGGGAGAUGCAAUUGGAGGAUAUCGAUACUUUGAACUUUCGCCAUCCCCUUGGGCGCGGGAACUUUGGCAUGGUGUAUCGAGGAUCCGUGAAGACUCUUCGCACUCCGGCCCAUUGCUUUUAUACUGAGCCUCACAACAUUCCUGCCGCCAUCAAGACACUUUCUUCUACUUGCACUGUAUUUGACCGUCGCGAUUUCAUUACGGAGGCCUGCUACAUGAAACAAUUCCAGAGUUUCCAUAUUGUGAGGCUCUUUGGAAUUGUUAGUAAGUGCACCCCAUCCUCUGCAGUCUCUGCUGCUGCCAGAACCUUUCGCGGUGGUGGAGGUGGAAGUGGUAGUGGUAGUGGUGGUGGCGUUGUCGGCGGUGGUGACGAUGGUGGUGGUGGUUUUAGCGUAGCCAAAACGAAGUUUCGCUUCAACCUCCUUCGUCUCCUUGAUGGUGGUGGCUUCUGGCGACGACAUCGACCCAAGCGCCAGGCUGUACCCGUGCCUAUCAAGAAGAAGCUUAUCACCUUAUCCUCUGAAGAAGCUAUGACUGGUAACACGGGUAACGGAAGUUCCCUCACACAUAACACUGCUGGAACACCUGCUAACGAAGUGUUUAACACCGCAAAGGCACCUGACGGUUCUAACGGAACAACAGAUACCUCUCCAACGAAGCGGGCCUGGACGAGGGGUGGACGAUUUGGUAGAGGCUCGUUUUCUCGUCUGCUGCUGAAGAACCAAAGGAACCGCAAGGCUACCUCAACGGCACAGGAUGAGACUGGUGUUGCGACUGUACAGCACUGCUCCAGCUCCGACUCCAUUCGACCCUUCUCCCAGUACGGCCUUUUCGUGGUGAUGGAGUUGAUGGAGAAUGGGGAUUUGGCCUCGUAUUUGCGCAAGCUUGGUGACAGUGGUAUUGGUUUUGUAAAGCCAGCACAGGCUUACCUAUGGGCUGUUCAAAUUGCAGAUGGAAUGGCUUACUUGGAAAGGAAGAAAUAUGUUCAUCGCGACUUGGCUGCUCGAAAUUGCCUGGUAGACGGGAGAGGCGUGGUGAAGGUGGGCGAUUUCGGCCUAUGUCGAGAUAUUUACGAGAGGAAUUACUAUCACAAGGUGGGCGCUGGUAAGCUGCCCGUGCGGUGGAUGGCACCGGAGUCAUUGCAGUCCGCCUAUUUCACUUCUCGCUCCGAUGUGUGGUCGUUUGGUGUAGUUUUGUGGGAAAUCGCAACAAUGGCGUGUUUGCCGUACCAAGGCAUGUCCCACAAUGAGGUGAUCUCUUAUGUUCUCGACGGUAACACACUUGUCUCUGGCGGAGCUCCAAUUAAUUGCCCUCCCCUCCUACAAUCGGUGAUGCUCUAUUGCUGGUCCUACCGACCAGCUCAGCGACCCACUUUUUUGCAUCUUCUCUUCCUUCUCGCACCUCGCUUCGCUGACGCAGAUUUUCGUCAGGCUAGCUACUUCUACGUGGGCGAUACCUUCACUCAGCAGCCACCACCGUGCCAAGACUUUGAAAAGUCGACAUCGAACUCGGCUGUUACUGGAGCUGCACCCGCUGCUGACUUUGCUGAUCUUCCUACUCUAAUUAAAACCGUCCUUGGACCUCCUCACGGUGCUGGUGGCUCAGGAGACAGUAACAGCCUAUCGGAGGACUCUCCACAACCCACUGUCCCCAUUUGCACCGCUUCCUCUUCGCAUUUUUACAGUCCUUCUUCCCACUUUAUGAAAGAGCAGUCAGUAGAGCAGUCGCAGUUACGGCAGCAACACGAUGUCGAAGAUGGAGAUACUGUUGGCGAUGGCUGCUCCCUGGAUGACGGGGAUAUAUCGUCUUGUUGA
This is a messenger RNA of Hydatigera taeniaeformis, 5301 nucleotides long. The record is from the annotation of a GenBank genome assembly. Lineage: Eukaryota; Metazoa; Platyhelminthes; Cestoda; Cyclophyllidea; Taeniidae.